GGUUCUUUUUUCCAGAACGGAAAUUAUCCAAGCAUCGGUUACAAAUGGCGACGUCCAUUGUCCCGCACUGUAAAUGAAUUGAAAGAAAAGUAAAGUCAAGGAGCAAGCAGUAUGUAUGCAAUCUACAAACAAAUGCACCCACCUACUGGGGUGGAGCAUUGUGUGUACUGUAACUUUCUCAGCACAACAGAACUCAACCUUGUCAUAGCAGCUGUCAAUCAAAUACAUGUCUAUAGACUGAAUCCAGACUUUGAGGAGAAUAAUGAAGAAAGGAAGGAGGAGAAUAUAAAACAAAAACUUGAGUGUCUAGCAACAUUUCCUUUGUUUGGAAAUGUAAUGUCCAUGAAGGCAGUAAGAUUGCCUGGUGCUCAGAGAGAUGCCUUGUUACUGGGAUUCUCUGAGGCAAAGCUAUCAGUUGUUGAAUAUGAUGUGGGCAUGAAUGACCUUCAAACAACUUCACUUCAUCAUUUUGAAGACCAGAAAUUAAAGGAUUUUUGUGACCCCUGUGCCAUCCCUACAAUACGUAUAGACCCUGAUGGUAGAUGUGCAGCCAUGUUGAUCUAUGGAACUAAACUUGUUGUUCUACCAUUUCGUAAAGAUGUUUAUUCUGAAGAUGUUGACAGUAUAAUGGAAGGAGAAAAGUCAGCUAAAGCUAGAUAUCCAAUACAGAAUUCGUAUAUUAUAGACCUAAGAAGUUUUGAUGAGAAGAUUAUCAACAUUCUGGACUUUCAGUUUCUACAUGGUUAUUAUGAACCAACUGUGUUUAUACUGUAUGAACCUUACCCUACAUGGGCAGGGAGAGUGGCUGUACGGUCAGACACAUGUAGUAUAGUUGCUAUAUCAUUAAAUAUAGCAGAGAAGGUACAUCCUAUCAUCUGGUCACUGUCAAGUCUGCCUUUUGACUGUCUACAGUGUAUGCCUGUUCCUAAACCAAUAGGUGGGGUACUUGUUUUUGCUGUGAAUUCUCUGUUAUACCUGAAUCAGAGUGUUCCUCCAUAUGGUGUGUCCUUGAACAGUAUAGCUGCCACGUGUAGUGCCUUCCCUCUUAGGGUACAGGAAGGAGUUCGGAUAACUUUAGAUUGUUCUAAUGCAGCCUUCAUCUCAUAUGAUAAACUAGUGCUGUCCUUGAAAGGUGGUGAACUGUAUGUUCUAACAUUGAUGGUGGAUGGCAUGAGGAGUGUUAGGAGUUUUAACUUUGAUAAAUCAGCUGCCAGUGUUCUUACUACAUGUAUGUGUUUAUGUGAAGAUGGUUACUUAUUUCUUGGGUCAAGACUUGGUAAUUCUCUCCUUCUAAAAUACACAGAGAAAGCAUCAUCUUCAUCAGAUAAACCAAGUGAGCCACCUACAAAGAAAAAGAAAACUGAUGGCCCCACGGAUAUGGCAUCUGAUGUGUCUCUAGUGGAGAAUCUAGAUGAGUUAGAGGUAUAUGGUUCUAGUGAGAACCCAUCUGGUACCACUAUUACAUCUUAUGUGUUUGAGGUUUGUGACAAUAUAUGGAAUAUAGCACCAUGUGGUAACAUUGUUAUGGGGGAACCAGCAUUCCUAUCCGAGGAGUUCAGUAAUACAGUAGAUCCUGACCUAGAGCUGGUCACAACCUCCGGUUAUGGUAAAAAUGGAGCUCUCUCAGUAUUACAGAGAAGUAUUAGACCACAAGUUGUGACAACAUUUGAGUUACCCAGCUGUGUGAACAUGUGGACAGUGACAGGACCAAAAACAAGUGGUGACAAAGACGAUGAUGAGAAAGAGAUACAGGAUGGUCAUGCCUUCCUGAUACUUAGUCGACCGGACUCUAGUAUGAUUUUACAGACUGGUCAGGAGAUUCAAGAAUUAGAUCACAGUGGAUUUAGUACCCAGACUGCCACUAUAUAUGCUGGUAAUGUUGGGGAGGGCAGAUAUAUUCUACAGGUGUCCUCAGGUGGCAUCAGAAUUACUGGAUGGAGUACACACAACUGCAGCAUAUUCCAAUUGAGAUGGAAACCUCGAGUGACUACUCUCUGUGCAUAUAAAGAUGAGAGUGGAAUGUUUACUACAUCAGCUAUUGAAGUAGAAGAAGAAACAAUAACAACAGAACAGAAAAUAAACAUGAAUACUUCACUAGAAAAAGUCUUCAGUAUGGAAAACAG
This is a messenger RNA of Ruditapes philippinarum (Manila clam), 2123 nucleotides long. RefSeq names its product cleavage and polyadenylation specificity factor subunit 1-like. NCBI's taxonomy places the organism in Eukaryota, Metazoa, Mollusca, Bivalvia, Venerida, Veneridae. Gene Ontology annotation, cellular component: mRNA cleavage and polyadenylation specificity factor complex; nucleus. The record is from RefSeq and is a predicted model, not a curated record. Gene Ontology annotation, molecular function: protein binding.